Messenger RNA from Nyctereutes procyonoides (raccoon dog), 6231 nucleotides. RefSeq names its product sperm antigen with calponin homology and coiled-coil domains 1 like (gene SPECC1L). NCBI's taxonomy places the organism in Eukaryota, Metazoa, Chordata, Mammalia, Carnivora, Canidae. Gene Ontology annotation, cellular component: microtubule organizing center; filamentous actin. The coding region runs from base 317 to 3670 and encodes 1117 amino acids. Gene Ontology annotation, molecular function: protein binding. The transcript has 17 exons. The record is from RefSeq and is a predicted model, not a curated record. Gene Ontology annotation, biological process: actin cytoskeleton organization.
GGCGCCGUGGGGUUGGCUGCUGCCCUGAGGCCGGACUCAACGGAUUCGGGCCGCGCCACCGGGCGAGCUCGCCGCCCGGCCCCAUCCCGGAGCCAGCGAGCGAGCGAGGCGGCGCCGCGCGAUUUUAUUUAUUUAUUUGACAGCACGAGUAGGGGGUGCACAGAGGGAGAGGGACAAGCAGAUUCCCUGCUGAGCAGGGAGCCCGAGUUGGCUGGAUCCCAGGACCCCAGAAUCACUACCUGAACUGAAAGCAGACACUUAACUGACUGAGCCACCCAGAUUUGCUUGUAAAUGCAUCACGAAGAGGCAACCCAGAAUGAAGAAAGCAAGCAGGAGUGUUGGCUCAGUGCCUAAAGUGUCUGGGAUAAGCAAAACGCAAACAGUAGAAAAAACUAAACCUGAAAACAGCUCUUCAGCAUCUACAGGAGGCAAAGUCAUAAAAACUGGAACAACAGCAUCAUUGUCAAAGACCAAGAGCAGUGAUGACCUCUUAGCUGGAAUGGCUGGAGGGGUGACAGUGACUAAUGGUGUUAAAGGAAAGAAAAGCACCUGCCCUUCCACAGGAUCUUCAGCCUCAGCCCCUGCCAUGACCACUGUGGAGAACAAGUCCAAGAUCAGCACAGGCACAAGUUCUUCAACCAAGCGGAGUACUUCCGUAGGUAAUAAAGAAUCCAGUUCUACUAGAGAAAGAUUACGUGAGCGUACCCGACUAAACCAGAGCAAAAAACUACCUUCUGCGGGUCAGGGAGCUAAUGAUGUGGCAUUGGCCAAGCGUUCCCGCAGUCGCACUACUACAGAAUGUGACGUUCGUAUGAGCAAGUCCAAGUCGGACAACCAGAUCAGUGACAAAGCUGCUUUGGAAGCCAAAGUGAAAGAUCUUCUCACACUGGCAAAAACCAAAGACGUGGAAAUCUUACAUUUGAGAAAUGAACUCCGAGACAUGCGUGCUCAGCUGGGCAUUAAUGAGGAUCAUUCUGAGGGUGAUGAAAAAUCUGAGAAGGAAGCCAUCAUUGCUCACCAGCCAACUGACGUCGAGUCCACUUUACUGCAGUUGCAGGAACAGAAUACUGCCAUCCGGGAAGAACUCAACCAGCUGAAAAACGAAAACAGAAUGUUAAAGGACAGGUUGAAUGCGCUGGGCUUUUCCCUAGAGCAGAGGCUAGACAAUUCUGAAAAACUCUUUGGUUAUCAGUCCCUGAGCCCAGAAAUCACCCCUGGCAACCAGAGUGAUGGAGGAGGGACCCUGACCUCUUCGGUGGAAGGCUCUGCCCCUGGCUCGGUGGAGGAUCUCUUGAGUCAGGAUGAAAAUACCCUCAUGGACCACCAGCACAGUAACUCUAUGGACAACCUAGACAGCGAGUGCAGUGAGGUGUACCAGCCCCUCACAUCGAGUGAUGAUGCCCUGGACGCACCAUCGUCCUCAGAGUCCGAAGGCAUUCCGAGCAUAGAGCGCUCCCGGAAGGGGAGCAGUGGCAAUGCGAGCGAAGUGUCUGUCGCUUGCUUGACAGAACGGAUACACCAGAUGGAAGAGAACCAACACAGCACGAGUGAGGAACUUCAGGCAACUCUGCAAGAGCUAGCUGAUUUACAGCAGAUAACCCAGGAACUGAAUAGUGAAAAUGAAAGGCUUGGAGAAGAGAAGGUUAUUCUUAUGGAGUCUUUAUGUCAACAGAGCGAUAAGUUGGAACACUUUAGCCGACAAAUUGAGUAUUUCCGCUCUCUUCUCGAUGAGCAUCACAUUUCUUAUGUCAUAGAUGAGGAUGUGAAAAGCGGACGCUAUAUGGAAUUAGAGCAACGUUAUAUGGAUCUAGCAGAGAAUGCCCGUUUUGAACGAGAGCAGCUUCUUGGUGUCCAGCAACAUUUAAGCAAUACUUUGAAGAUGGCAGAACAAGACAACAAGGAGGCUCAAGAAAUGAUAGGGGCACUCAAAGAACGCAAUCACCAUAUGGAGCGUAUUAUUGAGUCUGAGCAGAAGGGUAAAGCAGCCUUGGCAGCCACAUUAGAAGAGUAUAAAGCCACAGUGGCCAGUGAUCAGAUAGAGAUGAAUCGCCUAAAGGCCCAGCUGGAGAAUGAAAAGCAGAAAGUGGCAGAGCUGUAUUCCAUCCAUAAUUCUGGAGACAAAUCUGAUAUUCAGGAUCUUCUGGAGAGUGUUAGGCUGGACAAAGAAAAAGCAGAGACUCUGGCUAGUAGCCUGCAGGAAGAUCUAGCUCACACACGAAAUGAUGCCAAUCGAUUGCAGGACACCAUUGCAAAGGUUGAAGAUGAAUACCGAGCCUUCCAAGAAGAAGCUAAGAAACAAAUAGAAGAAUUGAAUAUGACAUUAGAGAAACUAAGAUCAGAGCUAGAAGAAAAAGAGACAGAAAGGAGCGACAUGAAAGAAACCAUAUUUGAACUUGAAGAUGAAGUAGAACAACACCGAGCUGUAAAACUCCACGACAACCUUAUUAUUUCUGAUUUAGAGAAUACAGUUAAAAAACUCCAGGACCAAAAACAUGACAUGGAAAGGGAAAUCAAGACACUCCACAGGAGACUUCGGGAAGAAUCUGCAGAAUGGCGGCAGUUUCAAGCUGAUCUCCAGACUGCUGUAGUCAUUGCAAAUGACAUUAAAUCUGAAGCCCAAGAGGAGAUUGGUGAUCUGAAGCGCCGGUUACAUGAGGCUCAAGAAAAAAAUGAAAAACUCACAAAAGAAUUGGAGGAAAUAAAGUCACGCAAGCAAGAGGAGGAGCGAGGCCGGGUAUACAACUACAUGAAUGCUGUUGAAAGAGAUUUGGCAGCCUUAAGGCAAGGGAUGGGACUGAGUAGAAGAUCCUCAACUUCCUCUGAGCCAACCCCUACGGUGAAAACCCUCAUCAAGUCAUUUGACAGUGCAUCACAAGUACCAAACCCUACUGCGGCCGCGAUUCCUCGCACGCCUUUAAGUCCAAGUCCAAUGAAAACCCCUCCUGCUGCAGCUGUCUCACCUAUGCAGAGACAUUCCAUAAGUGGACCAAUAUCUACAUCCAAACCUCUGACAGCGCUGUCAGAUAAGAGACCAAACUAUGGGGAGAUCCCUGUUCAAGAGCAUCUAUUACGAACCUCUUCAACCAGCCGACCUGCUUCUCUGCCAAGAGUACCUGCCAUGGAAAGUGCCAAGACCAUCUCAGUGUCUCGACGAAGUAGUGAAGAGAUGAAACGAGACAUCUCUGCACCUGAAGGAGCAUCACCGGCCUCUCUUAUGGCUAUGGGAACCACAUCUCCACAGCUUUCCCUGUCCUCUUCUCCCACGGCAUCUGUUACCCCUACCACCCGAAGUCGGAUAAGGGAAGAAAGGAAGGACCCUCUGUCAGCUUUGGCGAGAGAAUAUGGAGGUUCGAAGAGGAAUGCUUUGCUAAAGUGGUGUCAGAAGAAAACAGAAGGCUAUCAGAAUAUUGACAUUACAAACUUCAGCAGCAGCUGGAAUGACGGGCUGGCCUUCUGUGCUCUCCUGCAUACGUACCUUCCGGCUCACAUUCCGUAUCAAGAGCUGAACAGCCAAGAUAAGCGAAGGAACUUCACGCUGGCCUUCCAGGCAGCUGAGAGCGUCGGCAUCAAAUCCACACUGGACAUUAAUGAAAUGGUGCGGACCGAGCGGCCUGACUGGCAGAGUGUGAUGCUCUAUGUGACGGCGAUCUACAAGUACUUCGAAACCUGAGCACGCCAGAAGGAGGACUCUUCCCCGUUACCAAGUGACACCAACACCAUUAGCUAUGCACCCCGUAAAGCUUUCAGCGACUCUCUGGGCUGCCCUGCAGCGUGUGAGCCUUCAGCCAGGGACUCUGAGUCAGGAGAACUCGGGCCUCCAUGGCCCAUGGCUCACGGCUGGCUCCUCGCACUCAACCCGUCCGGCCACAGGUCGGUGUGGGCCCAGCGCACAUCACACAUGCUGUUUGCCACCAGGGUCUUUCUCUGAAGGGAAUAUCGAACUACAUUAGUGCUGUGGGGUGGGAAACCCAGCUCACGCAUAACUGAACUUGGGGAAGGGGUGAAAUUAUGUGGGCAGCUCACAGGGAGUUAGUGAAAGCUUUAGCCACAGCUCUUCUCGACUACUCGCCAGCACAGGGUCUGUCACCCGUGAGAACCAGACAGGAAACUCGACGUCUGGCAGAGGCGCCCCACGAGCAGGCUGCGGGCCUGGACGUGGGCUUGCUUUCAAGGGGUGCAUCACUACAGCAGUGGGACGGGACUGUCCUGGCCCACAUGACCUAGGUGUUUGCAACUUGAGCUAACAGAUUGCAACUCGAGUUCCCGGCUGGCAGGUCCGCCGCUGCUGAAUGGUUGGUUUUGUGGCCGGGGCCGUCAACAGGAAGCAGCCCCAGGGGACCCCUUGCUGCCGCGCCGCGGACCUGUCCUUCAGCCCGGAAGGGGCUUGGAAACCCAGCUCUGGCUUUAAUUUAGGUUUCUGGACAAAAGAAUUGGUCAAAAGGAGUUCUAGUUAAAAUGUUUUUCUCUUAUGAGCAAUAUUGGGGGGAAAUAGCCCCUGUUCUGUUAGUACCAAAGUUAAAUCAUUUUAGUAAAUCUAGAGAUAAAACACAAAAUCUGGACAUUAGCAUGUCGUGAAAGCCAGAAAUGAAGUCAGAGAGCUGAACAGCUGGAGGGAGCCCAGCAGGGUAAUUUAAAGUCACUGCAUCACUCAGAACAAACCCUCCUGGGCAAGAAUUUAAGGAAGUGCCUUAAGUCUCCUUGCAUGGGUACACCGGCCAGAGGGUCUUGGAGGCCGCCACGACCACAGCCACAGCAGGUGGUGUCAGGGCGCAGCCCAGCGAUGGAGUUGCUCUCCUGCCACGCCACCCUCCGGGUUCCACAUAACGGGCAGCCACAGCAGCACCCCUUCCGUGCGGUGGAACCAAAGCCUUAUUACGAGGGAUUCUGGGGAGAUGACUCUCAGGUUGGGACUCAGCCCUUCUUGGGAACAGGGAGCCCACGUCUCACGUGCGCCUAAAACUGGUUUGAACAGUGUCAAGACUUGUUGCUUCUAGAAUACAGCGUGUUUGGCACCGGCAAAGUAGCAUGAGGAAGAGCUGCCACCAGCGGAAGCAGGAUCGCUGCCCCCACCACAGGAUGCAAGGAAGGCUGCCCAGCCAGCACGUGGGCCAGAGGGUUCUGCAUUCAAGCAUGAUGUUCUAGACUAGGAGUUUGACGUGUCUGUAGCCUAGGAAAGAAUGUGUUCAUUGUGAAAUGGGCUGUGUGUGUGUGUGUGUGUGUGUGUGUGUGUGUGGCCUGCUGGCCCAUAGCCCCUGGCUGGCUGGUAAGUGCCCAUCAGCCCUGCCCAGAUGCCUAACCUGGCAGCUCUGGCUGCUGCCCUAACUGGAGGCUUUUUGUGAAAUGCCUGUUUUCAGCUAAGGCGGGAGAGGCUCAGUGAGCAGAACCCAGCCCCAGAGCGCACGGGAAAACCCUGGCGGGGACCUGUCCCCAUCCUCCCUGACCGGGUUCUGUUCUGGCCUCUCUUGCUCCAUUGACAGUUGCCGUGCUAUCAGACAAGGGACUGUUAGGUGUUUUUCACACGUCUCCGCUCGGUCUUCCCGAGUCCCACUGUUGCUCUCAUUUGCCCUCAUGGAAGCCUCCGUUCCUGAUUGCACCCAGUGUGUCUGGUCUGUGGCCAUGUUUUUGUUUAUUUAUUAUUGUUGGGGGGGGGGUUGCUUUUUUGUCCUAUGAAGGAGAAGACUUUCCCGGGUCUGCGGUUCACACAUCUGUCCCUUCCUAGCCAAGUGAGCCAGCCCUGGCAGCUCCUCAUGGGGGACAUGGGGCAGUGCCCACAAGGCUGCCAUUGGGGCCAGUGACGGGAGAGGGCGGCCACAGGGAGUUUCUGGACCAGGCCCAACCUGUUCAAGGGGCCCAUCUCUGCCUCCCUGAUAAGCUGUGCAGGCGAGCCUGGCUAGGCCACCUACAUUUGCACGUGGGUCCGCAGGCAAGAAGGUUCUAGAAGCAUAAUUUCUUUUUCUAAUAGGAUCCUUUUAACACUAUUGGCUUUAUGGGAUAAUUCUAGAUGGUCAUAUAUACCUAAAAGUGCUACUGUGAGGUGCUUUUAGUCCAGUGGCACUUAACACGAAGCCUCCAGAAAGUCAUUUUGCCUCUUCUCCCUUCAAGCACAAGCUUUACUGCAAAAGGGCCAGUUACAUUUCUGUAUCUCUGAACCACGGCCUUCUGCUGACUGACAGUACUUUUUAAUUUUGUCCUAUUAAAUAUUCUUGAAUGUAUUAAAAUUGCUGAAACACA